CGCCCACUUGCAUCAAUCUAAGCAUGAGCAGAAAUAAAGGGCUGGCUGUCACAGGCCACUAUCAGCACAGUGUUUAGUAUGUUUCGGAGGUCAACAUGGGAAAAUAAGGUUAUAAUACAAUACUAGAUAGCGUCUUGUUGCGUUUGUCCUUUAAGUUAUAAUACAACCGCGCCCUCUUCAGGUUGCAGUUCGUGGUGUUGUCUGCGUGUCUGAACCGGAAGCAGCGAUCGGAUGUCGUCAUGGGAAGCAAAGUGAGUGGCAAGAUGGCAGCUGCCAGUCGGGUCGUGCAGGUUGUGCGACCUCAUGCACCUUUAAUUAAAUUUCCAGAUCGGAAGGGCGUCCCUAGGCCAAACGUACAAGAGGCAAUGAAGGUGCUUGCAGCCAGUCUCCCACAGAUCUCCCCAUCCGCACCUCCACCUACAGCAUCAAUAUCACCUCCACCCAGACCACCGGGACCUGUCAGCCGACUGCCUGGCACCCCUGACAACAUUGAUGUAGUUAGAGAUCUCCCUCAGAAAUACCGCAGAAGAACCCUUGCGUUAGAUGAAAUGGACUACAUCCAGCGUGGUGGGCCAGAGUGACUGUUGUCUGGUCCGGUUCAUUCAAUCAGAUUCUACCUGUCAAGAUCAGUUGCCUGACCUUUUUUUUUUUUUUUCCUUUCAGUAUAAGGAGGAGUUCAUAAUGUCAUACAGCAAACCAAACUAAUUAAAUUAGUUUUAUUGUACAUGCACAUUAUUUGACCGCUGUAAAGCCUGUUUGGUUGUUUAAUUAUUUAGGUGCUCUGUAUUUACAUUAAAAUGCAGAGAUCUUUGCCGCCUUAUUCUUCAGUCCAUCUGUUAUUUAAUGCGUUUUACUUGCUACACUAGCCAGCACCUCUACUGACCAUCAUGAGCAGAGUUUAUGAAUUUCCUCUGGAUUAAGAGAAAAGCACUGAUCUGAGUGCCAGCAUAUUCUGCACGUCUAAACAAAAUGGAUCACUAUGAGUAUUGUGAAACCAAACAAUUAAAAUAUUUACUAAUUUUUGAAAGCU
Molecule: messenger RNA, 1030 nt
Organism: Onychostoma macrolepis
Lineage: Eukaryota; Metazoa; Chordata; Actinopteri; Cypriniformes; Cyprinidae
Gene: kgd4
Product: mitochondrial ribosomal protein S36
Exons: 5
Coding region: 240-581 (113 amino acids)
Biological process (GO): 2-oxoglutarate metabolic process
Source: RefSeq, a predicted model, not a curated record